GGAAAUACUGACCCGGAACAACGAGUUAAGGAGCUCGCAGCUGCAGUUGAGCGGCGCACAAUACCACGAGAACCAACGGCUGCCCUGGAGGAGUCGGCCUCCAUUGACGAGAAAACAGCACCAAGCGAACCGCGGCCAGAUACUGCAACAGCAACUGACGAAAAUGAUACGGCUCAGGCUCCUGAGAGGAUAGAAAGACCAGGUGCGAAUUUAGCGAUGGACAUCGACCUCGUGCCAGCGGAGCGGCCAGAUGAAGUUGUUAUCAAGAGCUCACCUGUAGAUGAUACAUGGCCAGAUAGGUCUGAUUGGGGUCAGGAUACUGCAGCGCAAGCGCCGCUUCAAGAGACAUCGACUAUCUCUGAAAGGCCGCUCAAUGUCGGCGACGCAUUAUUUUAUCUAGAUUCCGUCAAGAAGCAGUUCGCAGAUAGCCCAGGCGUUUAUAACAAAUUCUUGGAUAUUAUGAAAGAUUUCAAGAAUCAGUCCAUUGAUACACCGGGAGUGAUUCAACGAGUCUCAACGCUCUUUGCUGGUUACCCACAGCUCAUUGAGGGAUUUAAUACCUUCUUGCCCGCUGGUUAUCGCAUUGAAUGCACUUUCGACGGUAAUGAUACCAAUGUUAUCACUGUCACGACACCUGGUGGCACAACAACUCAGAGUCAAAGUGCCGAUGCUGGUUCUGCCUCUGCCUCUGCCGUUGUUGGCGAUAAUUUGCCAUACACACACGAGCAGAUUUUUCCAGCGAUGGAGUACGUGACAAAAAUAAAACAGCGGUUUGCUGGUCGCGAAGAACUCUACCAGGAAUUCAUCGAUAUUCUGAACUCAUAUAAGCGCUCGCCAGUGGAUCAGGACCAGUUGGCGCAGAGGAUAGCCGACCUUUUCCAAAACUCUCCGGAUCUUUUAUCUGGUCUGCAGAACUUCGUUCCUCGCGAAAUGUUCAACGCCCUUGACGCUAUGUCGGUGGAGAAGGAUGUGAAGACGGCUAAACAAGUAAAGAAGGCACCGGGUGACUCCAGUUCUUUAGCUAGUACCGCUCCAAGUACUCAGAAACGAAAGAGGAAGGUCCCGGUUCGUGAUAAAGAGAAAGAGAAGGAACGUGAAAGGGAUCAGGAUUUCGAUGUUUCAUCCAGAGCAGCUCAAAGCAGGACAAAACGGACAAAAUACCCUUUGACAGGGGGUCAAGACGGACUAUACGACGAGACACCCCAUUCGCCCCAUCAUAUUCAUGAACGCCCAGCACCACCUCAACCGCGUCCUGGCCCGAGCACGUACGACGAACAACCGGUCCCUAUCAUGGCUGCUCCUUCCCAGAACGAAAUGCAUUUCUUCGAUCGCGUUCGAAUUGCAAUCGACAACCGGGAUGUGUACAACGAGUUUCUUAAGCUCAUAAAUCUCUUCACUCAGGAAAUUAUCGACAUGAGGCGUCUUGUUGAGCAGAGUCGCACAUUUCUGGUGAGCGAGGAACUUUGGGCGCAAUUCAAAGAGAUCCUCGGGUGGGACUCGAGUUGGGAGGCUAUGAGCGGCAUUUCUGGUGCUUCUGCAUCAGUGAACGGUGAAGGUUUGGAACGCCUGUCGAAAGAACAGCUCAGCAUCCGCUGUGGUCCUAGUUAUAGACGAUUACCACCAAGCGAGGCGAACGUGCCAUGCUCUGGAAGAGAUGAGAUGUGCAAAAGCGUUCUCAAUGACGAAUGGGUGACCCAUCCAACCUGGGCUAGUGAAGACUCCGGGUUUUACACUCAUAAGAAGAAUGCGUAUGAAGAAGCACUACAUCGUAGCGAAGAGGAGCGUCACGAGUACGACUUUCACAUUGAGGCCAUCAGUCGCACGAUUGCAACGCUUGAACCAUUCCAUUUGAAGAUCAUGCAGCUUUCACCAGAGGAGCGAGCUACGUCCAAGCAGAAGAUGCCUCUAUCUGGUGUAAACAAGGCAAUUCACCAGCGUAUAAUCAAGAAGAUUUACGGGCGUGAAGCGGGCCUCGAGGUUAUUCAAGCUAUGCAUGAUUCGCCAGCCAUUGCCAUUCCGAUAGUGUUCGCCAGGCUCAAACAGAAGGAAGAAGAAUGGAAGAAAGCACAACGAGAAUGGAACAAGGUCUGGAGAGAAAUUGAUAGUAGGAACUAUCAAAAAUCUUUAGACCACCAGGGCAUAAUCUUCAAGGCGAGCGACAAGAAGGCUAUCACGGCGAAGACUUUCUUGAACCAGAUUGAGUCUGCUCGGGAAGAACAGAUGUCGAGGCGCGCUUCUCUGAUUGAUCCACUUUUCGCGCGUACUCGACCACGAUACCACAUGGCGUUUGUCAUUGAGGACACAGAUGUUCUCUCGGAUCUCUUCAAACUUACGUUUUCUCUGCUCGAUCGAAUGCAACAUCAUAUCAGCGUCGCUGAUCGAAGACGUAUUGAAGGAUUUCUCCGAUCUUUCGUACCUAUGUUCUUCAUGCUUGAUCCAGCGACUUUUGAUUCGGCGUUUCGAUUGAGGAAUCAACAAGUUGAUCAGCAGUACUUCUUGACCGACGACUUCUCAAAUUUCAUUGAUGAAGCAGAUGAUAACGCUUCGGUCGUAAGCAGCUCUAGGAGUGGGAGGAACGGCAGGCGCGCGGCCGGAAGCGAUCUCAGGAAAAAACUAUUAAAAACGAAUGCGCAGGAUAAGAGCCGAAGAGCUGUUCAGAAUGCACAGUCGAAUCCUGUUUCCCGCUUAGCUUCACCAGUCUCGGCAAAUUUGACUCUCGUCGACGAGAAUGUAUCGUCUGAACCAAACGAAGGUGGCUAUGAAGCGCAAUCGCAGGACAUUCCUACUGGGUCUGUCCGAUCGCUCCAAAACCGCCGAGGGUCUUUCUUCACAAAUGCAACGUUCUACACCUUGCUGCGAUUAAUUGAGCUCCUCUACUCUCGUUUACUCUCGUGCAAGGACUUGGCCAAUAGGCUUGCAAACGAUCCAUCUUCACCUUAUCGUAUGAACCCGCUUGCUUCGGACCUUGGUCUCUUAAAUACGGAGCCGCCAGACCAACAACUGGCUGAGAUUCAAAAGCUCCCUUUGCCAGCAGUUCAUUUUUAUCCGUUCCUACUUGAAACAUGCGAACGACUGUUUGACAACGUCGUUGAUCCGCAGAUGUUUGAAGAUAUUACACGCUAUAUGUUCGGCACAAAGGCGUACAUCACAUUUACGAUAGACAAGGUCAUUGGGGCCAUUAUUAAGCAGGUUCAAAACAUUAUCGCGGACAGCAAGUCUCUGGUCAUCCUUGAAGGACUAAAGAGGGAGCGGGAGAUGUCUUCCCCUUCAAGUCUUGAUUUGGACGAAAUUCGAGGGACCACUGAAAAGGUUCUCGCUUCAGAGGAAAAUCUCUUCCGGCUAGACUGGACGCCAGAUUCACAUACCUUGACCAUUCAACUUCUCGGCAAAGAUGAUGCUACAUUUGAUGACUAUGAUGUUUAUUCUGGUCGUUGGCAAGCCUAUAUUGACUCGUUCGUUUCGGAUGAGACAACGAGAGGAUUCGCAGAAGAGAAAUUAAAGCCGCCUUUCCUGACGCGCAAUUAUCGACUUGUCAAGAAAACUCCCCUGACGGGCUCCUCAGUUGGUCAAAGUGGGCUAGAGAUCAAAGUGUGCGUGCAGACGUAUCGGAUGUUCUUCGUUUCUGAGACGGAAGAUUUUUUCUGGCGAUCAUGGAGUGCUGAGGAGGUAGAGCAGUGUGAGAGGCGAUCGAGCAAUCGGAGCUCGAGGAGUAAGCGAUGGUUGCGGCGCUUUGAUGAUGAAGGCGGUCUUCCUCGAUAGCAGCUUUGUUAUGUUAUGUUUCUUGAUCAUGCCUUGGUGGAUUGCUGUUUUGUAUUGAUAUGUAUGAAUGACUCAAUAUUUCGUACGUGUUCU
Molecule: messenger RNA, 3852 nt
Organism: Fomitiporia mediterranea MF3/22
Lineage: Eukaryota; Fungi; Basidiomycota; Agaricomycetes; Hymenochaetales; Hymenochaetaceae
Exons: 12
Coding region: 217-3759 (1180 amino acids)
Biological process (GO): negative regulation of transcription by RNA polymerase II
Cellular component (GO): Sin3-type complex; chromatin
Molecular function (GO): transcription corepressor activity
Source: RefSeq, a predicted model, not a curated record